Molecule: messenger RNA, 10403 nt
Organism: Podarcis lilfordi (Lilford's wall lizard)
Lineage: Eukaryota; Metazoa; Chordata; Lepidosauria; Squamata; Lacertidae
Source: the annotation of a GenBank genome assembly
UAGGGCGGGCCUGUCACUCGAGGAAGUCUCCCCGAGGCCACCCGAGAGUCUCGCUCCUGCCUGCUGGGUCCGGGCUGCUUCUCCUUUCGCUCCUCGAGGACUGGCGGAGGGCCGCUCGCAUGACUUGCAGAGCAUCGUGGUCCCACGGUGAGUGAGGCGCGCUUUGCCGGGAGGGCUUAAUAACAGAGGUGCUUCAGAGCAAGGGGCAGAGAAGGCAGGUCUGUUUGGGGAAGGAGACGCCCGCUGGUCUCUUUUCUGUUUUCAACAAACGCUGAGCAUUCGUGCUCCUCCCGGGCGAGCCGCAACAAGUCGGCGGGGUUGAGUCACCGGGGCGGCGAGAGAACGAAAAACCGGGAAGUGUGUCCGCAGGUUAAGAUCAGGGAAAACUUCGGCCCCAGAAGCUAAGCUUCUAAGUCAGGGCUUUUGCUUAGGGCAGGCUAAGUCUUCCAAGAGAACCGCAGCGCCCCUGGGCAUGGGCAGAGUGCAUCGGCACCCCAUGCUGAGUAAAUAGACCUCAGGCAUUUGAGGCUGGGCACAUGGGAAUUAAUGCGCCAAAGGCCCAUGAGAAGCGCGACAGAAUCGUAGAGUUGGGACGCCAAGGGUUCGCUAGUCCAACCCGCUGCAAUGUUGAAACUUAGCACUGCUGGGAAGCUAGUCUGAAUGGUUAUCGUCCUUUAAGAUGAGACCACAUGUGGGCAGAAUGUAGAAAUUAUUAAUAAUAAUAAUAAUAAUAAUAAUAAUAAUAAUAAUUUAUUAUUUAUACCCCGCCCAUCUGGCUGGGCUUCCCCAGCCACUCUAGGCGGCUUCCAAAAAAAUAUUAAAAUACUGUGAUACAUCAAACAUUAAAAGCUUCCCUAGACAGGGCUACCUUCAGAUGUCUUCUAAAAGUCUGGUUGUUGUUGUUCUCUUUGACAUCUGGUGGGAGGGCGUUCCACAGGGCGGGCGCCACCACCGAGAAGGCCCUCUGCCUGGUUCCCUGUAACUUGGCUUCUCGCAGCGAGGGAACUGCCAGAAGGCCCUCGGCGCUGGACCUCAGUGUCCAGGCAGAACGAUGGGGGUGGAGACGCUCCUUCAGAUAUACUGGACCGAGGCCGUUUAGGGCUUUCAAGGUCAGCACCAACACUUUGAAUUGUGCUCGGAAACGUACUGGGAGCCAAUGUAGGUCUUUCAAGACGGGUGUUAUAUGGUCUCGGCGGCCGCUCCCAGUCACCAGUCUAGCUGCCACAAUGUGGAUUAGUUGUAGUUUCUGGGUCACCUUCAAAGGUAGCCCCACGUAGAGCACAUUGCAGUAGUUCAAGCGGGAGAUAACCAGAGCAUGCGCCACUCUGGCGAGACAGUCCGCGGGCAGGUAGGAUCUCAGCCUGCAUACCAGAUGGAGCUGGUAAACAGCUGCCCUGGACACGGAUUUGACCUGUGCCUCCAUGGACAGCUGUGAGUACAAAAUGACUCCCAGGCUGCGCACCUGGUCCUUCAGGGGCAGAGUUACCCCAUUCAGGACCAGGGAAUCCUCCACACCCACCCGCCUCCUGUCCCCCCAAAACAGUACUUCUGUCUUGUGUUUGCCAGAGGGCAUCUUCCAGGGCUGUGGACAUUUGGCCACAAUGCUAUCCAAAUGGAGAGAAUGGUUCUGGGUGCAUGGUAGAGUGCCUUACUUUCUUUGGAGUGUGUACAGCAAGGCGCUAGCCCUCAAGGCUUUAAAACACAGCUGCACAAAGGUGAUGCAUGGGUGAGGGACAGAUUAGCCCUUUUUUCAGUUUCCAAGACCUUUGGCAAAGGGAGUAGGCCACAGUUUUCCAACGUGAGGACAGCUUGCCUCAGCCCUAUAAGAACCGCUUUGCCGUAUCAGAUCCAAAUAGUUCCAUCUUGUUUUGCACCCUGGUUCCCGACACUGUGGACAGCCAGGUGUCUCCCUGAGAAAGCUCCCUGCCACUAUUUGUCCCCGCUAUCAAAUGUUCCAAAAGGUAGCCUAUCCCUGUAUAUGGAGGUUCCGAGUCUAGACAGACGAAGCCUCUCCAAGAAUCUGUGCAACCCUUUCUUUGAACGGCAGGCUAACCUAGCAGCCGCCACCCCGUCAUGUGGCAGGAAGUUCCACAGGUCAACCACAAGUCGACUUUUAGGGCCUCCCGCCAAUCAAAUUCGCUCGGGAAAAAACCCUAAAUUCCACGCUUGCGAGACAGGAAAGUCCUUCCCCACCCCCUUCUCUCCCCAUGCUGUCCCCAAUUUCAAAAGCUUCGCUCGCAUUUCCCCAUCGACGCCUUUCAAGUUCCGCUUUUCUUCUUUUCGCUGAGAUGGCGGAAGUGUGGAAAAAUAGUUUCGCCUCGCAGGCUGCCUGUUUCUGCUGCUGUUGCCACUAACCUGAGCACGGCGUUGAGGAGACAGCUGGGAAUGGGGACCCUCAUUUUAUGUCGCCUUGCUGUGACUCUAGCUGAGGGACCCAGCCCUCACAGAACGAGAGGAACGUACGAGGGCUGCACCUGUUGGAUUUCUGCCCGCUGCUCAGCUACCCAGACCCUGCCAGGAUACAGUAGGGGGAGGUGGCACACCUAGAGGAAAUGGUUCUGCUCCCACAUACGCCUUCUGAGGGCUUGCGCCUGGGUCCACACACCGUCAAGGAUGUCUAUUUCAGUCCCCUGCAAUUAAGACACACUCAUUUAUUAUUACACUGAGCCAGGAAGCCAUUAAGUGGCAAGGCUAAACUGCAGCUCGUCAGCCAGCUAAUUAGCAACCUCCUCUUGGAACAGAGGAAUCGUUAAAAGGGGACAGGAUAUGCAAGCGGCAAGGAUGUAGCUGCAAGAAUCUUUUUUGUUACUCUUUUUUUUUCCCUUUACAAACCACACAAGGAUCUGGAACACAGGAAGAAGAGAGGGUGAUGCCUUUGUCAGAGUCAGGCCGGUGGGGUUCAUCUAGCUGAGUGUUCCCCGCACUUACUGGCAGGUGGUCUCCAGGGUUUUAGACAGGGGCCUCUUACCUAGAUAUGCCUAUUGGGACUGCCUGCCUGCAAAGCAGAGCUAUAAUAAUCAUAAUCAUAAUAAUCAUAAUCAUAAUAAUUUAUUUAUACCCUGCCCAUCUGGCUGGGCUUCCCCAGCCACUCUGGGCGGCUUCCAACCAAAUAUUAAAAUACAGUAAUGCCUCAAACAUUAAAAGCUUCCCUAAACAGGGCUGCCUUCAGAUGUCUUCUGAAUGUCAGGUAGUUGUUUAUCUCUUUGACAUCUGAUGGGAGGCUGUUCCACAGGGCGGGUGCCACCACCGAGAAGGCCCUCUGCCUGGUUCCCUGUAACUUGGCUUCUCGCAGUGAGGGAACCACCAGAAGGUUUGCCGCUUAUGUAUCCCGAAGGAUACGUAACCGGAGGUGAACGUAAGUAGAGGUACCACUGUACUUGAACCAUUGAGUUCUGCAGCUUUCCUUCAAAAAGAAAAUAAGGUUCCAGUCUUCAUUGUCCCGAUAUAAGGGGCUGAUUUAAACAGAAGUGUCGGAAACUGCCUUAAGUCGAGGUUGGACGGCCAUCUGUCUUGGGUGCUCUACGAUUCUACGAAGUCCAACCACAAUGAUGCCAUUGGGGAUUGAGCUUCUGCAUGCAAAGCAGGUGCUCUAACCACUGAGCAGCGCAGCCCUCUCCUUCAAGGAUCCAAGAAGCAUUGCAAGGUGUGGCGUGAGCAGAUCGUAAGGGACUACAUUUCCCCGCUACUGAACACUGGAGGCUCUCGUCAUGCCAGCCACCACCAAAAAGUUUUCCUUGCGAACAGGGACCUCGACUCUGCCUUUCCCCGGGGCUGAUGAUUCUCUCACUCAAGAUGUUCAUCCCAAAAAAAGAAAGUACCGUAUUUUUUGCUCUAUAAGACUCACUUUUUCCCUCCUAAAAAGUAAGGGGAAAUGUGUGUGCGUCUUAUGGAGCGAAUGCAGGCUGCGCAGCUAUCCCAGAAGCCAGAACAGCAAGAGGGAUCGCUGCUUUCGCUGCGCAGCAAUCCCUCUUGCUGUUCUCGCUUCUGAGAUUCAGAAUAUUUUUUUCCUUGUUUUCCUCCUCCAAAAACUAGGUGCGUCUUGUGGUCUGGUGCGUCUUAUAGGGCAAAAAAUACGGCAAUUGGGCAGAGGGUCAGAGCGAAAGGUCAGGAGGGCUCUAUUGUGUGCCGCUCAGCCGCCACCUUGAAACUCUGAAACAGACUUCAGGAAGGAGCUGAGCUUGUUGGCUUGUGACAGAAGGAUAAAAACAGGAAACCCCAUUGCAUCUGUGGGGGUGGCGAGGAGAAGAGAAGGGAAGGAAACGCUGACUUUUAAAAAUAUAUUCUGAGGCAUCGUGAGAAGGCAGGGCUGCAACGGUGCCUUGCAGAUCCCCCUCGCACGCUGGUUUUAAAAAGAAGAGGCGACAGAAAAAAUCAGCUUUGCGCUGCAAGCCGCAUUUGGAGAUUUGGCGGUGCGCUGGUUCACAGGAGAGGAAGGAGAGGCCUGUUCCGUCGCAGUGUCGGCGCACGAAGACUGCCACAACCCCACGUUCUUCACUGGACACCCCAGAACAUCUCACCCGAUUGAAGAGGUACGGAGAGACCAAGCAGAGAUUAAAUCAUUGCAAUUAAAUUUUUAAAAGAGUUAAGGUAGGUUCGGUUCCCAGAGGGGUAGCCGCGUUCGUCCGUCUUUCUGCCAAAGCAGCGGAGUCUUAAAUCAAGAGUUAUCUGAGGCCCACUUCCUCACAGAGAGCAAAAACCACAGGCACGUCAUGUGCAGAAAUGCAGAACUGCCCCGGUUUGCCACAUCACUCCGAAACUCUCAGAUUUAGCUUCUUCCGAACUCAGCCGGCAUUUUGGGUCCGUCGUUCAUGCCCAGCAUCAACCACCUUGUUCCUUAUCUGAGCAUGCAAAGAUACCUUCCUGCGGUCAGUUCCGCAGAUGUUGGCUGCUUCCAGUGUCCCAUAGAUGGAUGAGAAUAUAUUUUCUCUCCACACGCACCCCUCUCGUAGAAACGCACGCAUACACCCUUCCUUUAUUGCAGGAGUGCGGAAUGUACAGUGGACGCUCCGGUUGCGAACGUGAUCCGUGCGGGAUGCACAUUCGCAACCCGCAGCGGCGCAUCUGCGCACGCACGGGUUGCGAUUCGGAGCUUCUGCGCAUGCACAAAGUGUGAUUUAGUGCUUCUGCGCAUGCGUGACUGCCAAAAACCCGGAAGUAACCUGAGAAGACACUGAGGUCCAGUGCCGAGGGCCUUCUGGCAGUUCCCUCCCUGCGAGAAGCCAAGUUACAGGGAACCAGGCCGAGGGCCUUCUCGAUGGUGGCACCCGCCCUGUGGAACGCCCUCCCACCAGAUGUCAAAGAGAAAAAUAACUACCAAACUUUUAGAAGACAUCUGAAGGCAGCCCUGUUUAGGGAAGCUUUUAAUGUUUAAUAGGUUAUUGUAUUUUGGUGUUUUGUUGGAAGCUGCCCAGAGUGGCCGGGGAGGCCCAGCCAGAUGGGCGGGGUAUAAAUAAAUUAUUAUUAUUAUUAUUAUUAUUAUUAUUAUUAUUAUUAUUAUUAUGGUACUUCCGGGUUUUAGUGGGUGCAUAACCCAAAAACACGCAACCUGAAGUGGCUGUAACCCGAGGUAUGACUGUAUACAUAUAUAUUUCUGUCGAGGGCCACAUUAAUAGAAUCAUAGAAUUGUAGAAUUGGAAGGGACCAUGGCGGUCAUCUAGACCAAACCCCUGCAAUGCAGGCAUCUCAGCUAAAGCAUCCAUCCAACCACUGCUUACAAACCUCCAAGGAAGGAGAGUCCACCACUCUUACUCUCAGAAAGUUCUUCCUGGUGCUUCAUUGGAAUCUUGUUUCUUGUACCUUGAAGCCGUUGAUUUGGGUUCUACCUUCCAGAGCAGCAGAAAACAAGCUUGCUCCAUCUCCCAUGUGACGGCCCAUGUGACGGCUUCAGAUAUUUGAAGCUGACUAGCAUAUCUACCCAGCUUCCUCAACCAUUCCUCAUUAGGCUUGGUUUCCAGACCCUUGAUCAUCUUGGUCGCCCUCCUCUGCACACCUUCCAGCUCAUCAAUAUCCUUCUCAAAUUGUGGUGCCCACAACUGGACGCAUAAUUCCACGUGGGAUCUGACCAAGGCAGAAUACAGCAGUACAGUCAUACUCACGUUACGUCUGCUUCAUGUUACGUUCUUUCAGGUUACAUCCCGCAGCGACCCAGAAGUACUGGAAAGGGUUACUUCGGGUUUUGCCACUCACGCAUGCGCAGACACAGAAAACGAUGUCACGCCCAUGCGCAGAAGCAGCGAAUCGCAACCCACGUGUGCGCAGAUGCGCCGCUGCAGGUUGUGUUCUUUUCAUGUUCCAAAUGGGCCUCCGGAACGGAUCCUGUUUGCAACUGGAGCUACCACUGUAUUAUCACUCCCCUUGACCUGGACACUAGACUUCUGUCAAUGCAGCCUAGAAUUGCAAUGGAUUUUUUUGCUGCUGCAGCAAAAAUGAGUAUCUGUCUGGGGCUGCAUGCUGACAGUGGGCAAGGCCAGAGCCACUGGUAGACAGUGUUAUAGACUUCUCUCUGUUUGUCUGUCUGUCUGUCUGUCUGUCUGUCUGUCUGUCUGUUUCUCUCUCUCUCUCUCUUUCUGUCACCCACCACCCACUUUCCCUGCUUUGCUCCUCUCCCUCAGUGCUAUCCCCACCCCCGUGAAAUUACCCCAAGGGCUGCAUGCCCAACCCUUGAUUUUGUUGGUGGCAAGGGGGGAGAAAAUUAUAUAAAAGCAGAAUUCCAUGGAAGCCAAGAUCCAGGUUUGGGGCAAGUACUCUUUGGUAAGAGAACCCUUCUAGAGAUUUAAAAUCACAAAAUAAGUGUGGAAACAUAGGUUGUGAGGCUUUUAAAAUAUGCUCUUGUGAAUGAGCUCCAGAAUAGUCCCCUCUUCCCCUAGAAAAAGGCGACAUGUUUGGUAAGUUAAAAUGGUUUACUUACAAACUCUCUUAAAGUCAUGUUCAUGUGCUUUUUCCAUACAGCAUUCAGAAAACAAUGCACAGGCAGUAAAACAUAGCUUCAUUACAGUGCUGAAAGUUCUUAAAUUAUUGGUAUAGGAACACAAGAAUGGCUUGUAAGAGCCAUGCGGUCUGAGCUUGGAGCAACCAGCUCAUUGAGUUUCUCAGGUAGAUUGGAGGGGAACAAAGUCUUGAUUACCUAAGUCCCUCCCAAGGUGAGCUAAGCCUGGCAGAACAGCUUACUCUAUGGUUUUAACCCCUUCAUGUAUUAAUUAAGACUUAAGCAUGUUGGUGAUAUUGAGCUGGUUAUCCCACAGAUAACUCCUAUAUUCCUCACCUCCGAAUUCUGGUUCGACACGGAGAAUGUUCAGACAGAUCACACAGACACAACACUGUCCCGAGAAGUCUCUCUCAGCAGCCAUUCUCCCUCUCACACACAAACAGAAGCCAGUUAAUAACGACAGUUAGUGGAAUAACAGUCACAACAGAAACGGAAUGCCGUUCUCAUGUGACUCACAGUCAGCAUAUCACAUUAGAGGGGGGAAACCCCAUGUUAAAAGUACACAGUAAUUUAAUGUAAGUAAAUAUUCCCAUUUCGGGAAAUUAAGUAAUUAUCCUUAACAGUGGCCUGGGGAGAGGAGGGUUAUCCUGGGGCAAGUCCAGACAGCCUUAUAAAACCUCUCCGUUGCCUUUUCCAGGCAGCCACGAUGGAGGCGUUCAGCUCCCGCAACUUGGCCAUGCAAGCCGAGAAGAAGAUUCUCAGCCGGAUGGCCAGCAAGUCCAUGGCCAAUAUGUUCAUUGACGAUACCAGCAGCGAGAUCCUGGACGAGCUCUACCGGAUCUCCAAGGAGUACACGCAGAACCGGACCGAGUCCCAAAAGGUCAUCAAGAACCUGAUCAAAGUGGCGGUCAAGAUCUCCGUCCUGUACCGCAACAACCGCUUCAGCCCCGAGGAGCUGGGCCUGGCGGAGGAGUUUAAGAGGAAACUCCACCAAGGAGCCAUGACGGCCAUCAGCUUCCACGAAGUGGAGUUCACCUUCGAGAAGGCUGUCCUGGCUGAGCUGCUGAGAGAUUGCCGAGACCUGCUGCUCCGGCUGGUCGAGAAGCACCUGACGCCCAAGUCUCACGGGCGCAUCCGGCACGUCUUCGACCACUUCGCCGACACGGAGCUCCUAGCCAAGCUCUACAGUCCCGGGGAGCCCUACCAGCCGCGGCUGAAGAAGAUCUGCGAGGGGAUGAACCGUCUCAUCGACGAGGGGAAGUUGUGAAACCCACCGAGGAGGAGGAGAGGAGAAAAUAGGUGGGAAGGAACACACACGAGGGGUGGGGAGGGGGAGACACAAAAUUUAACAUCGGCCAAAUCCUUCACGGACCUAGGGAUUCAGAUAGACUGCCUCUGGACCUGGGGGCUCCAUAAGAAGAGAGCCCUGCUGGAUCAAGCGAGAGGGGACUUGUUAAGUUGUGGGUAAACAUAUCAGGCGACACAGCGAUAUGGGUAAACAUAUCAGACGACACAGCCUGUUUAUUCACAGGCCAGGACAGAACUGAAGGGUCAGUCAGCCUGCUUAUAUAGAGCUCCAGUACCACGUUACUGUAACAACUUUCUAAAACUAUCCAAUCACUGAACCUUCAUUUGCAUAACUAUCUACAGUAUCCCCCUGCUGGCCCAGGGUGAGAACUUCAGUACAUAACAGGACUCAUCCAUUCUCACGGUGGUCAAAUGCCUAUAAGAAGCUAGGGGUCCAGGUAGACUGCUUCUGGGCCUGGAGGUUCCAUCAGGGCAUGAGACGAGCCCUGUUGGAUCAGGCCAGCUGGAGAAGAAUAAAUGGGUUCACCCUGUCGUGAGAAAACAAGGCGAGGGGUGCUUCUUGUGAUCUCUUUGGCAGGCCGGUAGCACCCACAGAACUUGUUUGCGGGGUGGCCCUAACAGAAACUCAGCCCCUCCCAGCCUCCCUUCCGAUGUCUUCAGAAGCCUGUGUGUUCCACAGCUCAUCUCUGCAGCCGGUAAGGACUAGAAACUUGGAGAUGAAAACCGAGUUUCGAAAAAUCCAGAGGGGAGAGUGAUGGGCAGUAAACCGCAAAACCACCUCUGGCUGCGUACACCGGAGCUCUAUCCCAAACCUUCCUGGUCCAUCAUCAAUGAGAAGAAAUGUUGCGUUUUAUAUUCUUUAAAUGCUGUUUGCGGAUGUUUACUUUGUUAUGUUUGGUGCGGGGGGAGGAGGAGAGACCUUGCCACUAUUUUAUUAUUAUUAUUAUUAUUUGCUUCUCCUCUGAAGUCACAGAUAAUUUCGACGCCUGUAUCACCACCUCUGGCUGUUGAUCAUGGUGGUAUCUGACGAGGUUGAUGGGAAUCAUAGAGCUCAGGCGCCAGUUGAUGGGAAAGCGUUCCCUAGGAAAAGGGACCGUUUGCUAAACCGCUCUGGGAAUCGUAGCUCUCCUGGGGGGUUGGGAGGUCUCCUAACAACGCUUAUCACCCUUGGCAAACUACAGUUCCCAGGAUGUCUCGGGGGGAGGGAGCCACGGCUGUUUAAAGCGGCAGGCCCAGAGCUUUAAAUGUAUUGCGGCCUUGUUGAGUUGCAGGCAACAGUCCAUCCUUGGCUGCAAGAUCAGCACUCUGGACAGCUGCCCCAGAGGAGGACUAGCUUGCAGCAAAAAAACGGGUUGCUCUCUCUUUCGUUGCUUGAGAAGAGUUUUGCUGAAGAUCUCAGGGAUUUCGACUCAGGGAUUGCGCAGACUGAAAACCAAACAAAUAAAGGUUUCUUUUCCAAUGCACAGAGUGUUCCCCUUUCCUUAAGACAGGCAGCCAUGGCAGGGCAGAAGAAGAAGGGGCAGCCAAAACCAUGAGCCCCCAGCAGACUCACCUGCCGCCUAGGAUAGGGAGAUUGGGAAAUGACCUGUUUUUGUUUCAAUAGCUUUGUCAUUUGUCCUUCUUCAGCUCCUCAGAUUUAAACAGCCGCUUGCAAUUUUUUUUUUUUAAAAAAAGGAAAGUCCUCGUGGAAAUUCUCUAGCAUUUUUUGGCAUGCAUUUAUCCCAAUGCACAGGAUUCUGUCUCGCAAACACAUUUUUGCAAGCCGUUCCCUGCAAUAUAAGGCGUUUCUGUACAUCGCUUUGCCUACCUUUCGCAUUAUUUGAGACCGGAGAGAUCUGGGGGGUUUUUUAGGACCCAAGCUAUUUCUGCGAUUGUAAGUUGUUUUAAACUGCUAAUAUUGCAUUUAAACGUUGUAAUCUUCCCUGGCACCUUGGGGUGAAGGACCGGUAAUAAACAGCAGCAGCAACAUUCUCCUUUUUUCUCUCCAGGUUCCCCACCCCUCCUCCUUGGAGAACCCCAUCACAAAAUUAAGAAAAGUGUGAAUUUGGAAUAAUAGCCACGAUUUGCUUCAAGAAGUGCAAUUGCAAUAUUAAUCAGAGCAAUUUUCUCCCCUUCCCAACCCACUCCCUAUCCAAUGUUGCUUGUUGCCAACUAUUUUGUUAAUACGGGG